Molecule: messenger RNA, 1704 nt
Organism: Aureobasidium pullulans EXF-150
Lineage: Eukaryota; Fungi; Ascomycota; Dothideomycetes; Dothideales; Saccotheciaceae
Product: 4-hydroxyphenylpyruvate dioxygenase
Exons: 3
Coding region: 167-1390 (407 amino acids)
Biological process (GO): L-tyrosine catabolic process
Molecular function (GO): 4-hydroxyphenylpyruvate dioxygenase activity
Source: RefSeq, a predicted model, not a curated record
AUCUAUAAUAACAUUGAGGUCAUCAAGUGAUGAUUAUCAUUAUAUAACACACGCGCUCACUUUUGAAGCAAUCCGACGUAGACACCACCACCACCUUGAAUAAUUGCCCACCAAGCUUUCUUCUUCGCACCACGACGAUCAACACAACACCAACACAACACCAACCAUGGCACCAUCAGCCAUCUCACCCCCUCGCUCACCCUCCCCAUCCCCUGCCGUCACCCAAGCACAAAUGUCAUCCUACCUCAACUACGACCACGUGCACUGGUACGUCGGCAACGCCAAACAAGCAGCCGCUUACUACAUUGCGCGCAUGGGAUUCGAAAAGAUCGCCUAUCGCGGCUUGGAGACCGGGUCUAGAGGACUCGCCUCUUACGUGAUCAGAUGCGGCGGCGUCACUUUCGUGUUGACUUCUCCUCUGCGCGGAUUGAGCAUGUUGCAUGAUGUGCCUGAGGGCGAGAGGGAGAUGGUGAAGGAGGUGCAUGCGCAUCUGGAAAUGCACGGGGAUGCUGUUAAAGAUGUGGCUUUUGAGGUUGACUCGGUGGAUGCCAUCUAUGACGCUGCUGUCGAGGGCGGUGCAGUUUCCAUCCACGCACCCAGAGUCAUCCAAGACGGCAAGAACGGUUGGGUCAAGACUGCCACCAUCCAAACCUAUGGAGAAACCACCCACACCUUGAUCGAGCGUCAAAACUACACUGGCGCCUUCCUCCCUGGUUUCCGCCUCGAGCCCGCCGUCAAGGAUCCCCUGAACCUACUCCUUCCCCCCAUCACUCUUGACGCCAUCGACCACUGCGUCGGCAACCAAGACUGGGAUGGCCUGGAAGACGUAUGCGCCUACUACGAAAAAGCCCUCGGCUUCCAUCGUUUCUGGUCCGUCGACGACAAGACCAUGUGCACCGAAUUCUCCGCCCUGAAAUCCGUGGUCAUGGCUUCCCCCAACGAAGUCAUCAAGAUGCCCAUCAACGAGCCCGCCGCUGGCAAGAAGCAAUCGCAGAUUGAAGAGUAUGUUGACUUUUACGGUGGUGCUGGUGUUCAGCAUGUUGCUCUGCGCACUAGAGAUAUCAUCACCGCGAUCAGAAACUUGAAGGCCAGGGGUAUGGAGUUCAUCAAGGUGCCCGAGACUUACUAUGUGGCUAUGAGAAAGAGAUUGGAGUUGGCUGGUAUGGUGUUGGAUGAGGAUUUUGAUGUCUUACAGAGUCUGGACAUCCUCAUCGACUUUGAUGAAGGCGGUUAUCUCCUCCAGUUGUUUACUAAGCAUCUGCUGGACCGCCCUACCGUCUUCAUCGAGAUCAUCCAACGCAACAACUUCGAGGGCUUUGGUGCUGGUAACUUCAAGUCACUCUUCGAGGCCAUCGAGAGAGAGCAGGAAAUGCGCGGCAACCUGAUCUGAACUCGGCCACACCCGAUCCACGAAGGUAACACAUGAUUGCAUGCAAGAAAGCUCGCAGAGACAAGUAGAUUCGCGGAAAGAGACAAGAUUCGAGUAGACCUCAUAACGACAUGGAGGAACUAAGAUGGCUGCAUGAAGGAAAUCGAGCUCAAAUGGUAGCGAAUCGCUCCGGCCUACGAACUCGAAAGGAGAGAUAGAUGGCUUUGAGCUCGAAGAAAUACUGACAUGGAGGAAAUCGAUGAUGGAGAGAAGAAAUUACAUACACAGAGACUCGGAAAGUCAAGCUCGGUAGAAGAAAUGAUAAUCAAGUGCAC